GGGCACGCGCAUCCCGGGGCACGAGGAGCCCGGUGCACGAGGAGCCCGGUGCACGAGCAUUGCGGGGGCACGCGCUUCCCGGUGCACGAGCACCCCAGGGCCCGAGGAGCCCGGUGCACGAGCAUCCCGGAGGACGAGCAGCGCGGUGCACGAGCAUCCUAGUGCCCGAGGAGCCCGGUGCCCGAGCAUCCCGGAGUAGGAGCAUCCCGGGGCACGAGCAUCCCGGAGCCCGAGCAUCCCGGUGCACUCGAAGCUCAGUGCACGAACAUCCCGGAGCACGAGCAUCCCGGGGUACGAGCAUCCCGGUGCCCGAGCAUCCCGGAGGACGAGCAGCGCGGUGCACGAGCAUCCUAGUGCCCGAGGAGCCCGGUGCCCGAGCAUCCCGGAGUAGGAGCAUCCCGGGGCACGAGCAUCCCGGAGCCCGAGCAUCCCGGUGCACUCGAAGCUCAGUGCACGAACAUCCCGGAGCACGAGCAUCCCGGGGUACGAGCAUCCCGGUGCCCGAGCAUCCCGGAGGACGAGCAGCGCGGUGCACGAGCAUCCUAGUGCCCGAGGAGCCCGGUGCCCGAGCAUCCCGGAGUAGGAGCAUCCCGGGGCACGAGCAUCCCGGUGCACUCGAAGCCCGGGGCACGAGCAUCCCGGAGCCCGAGCAUCCCGGUGCACUCGAAGCUCAGUGCACGAACAUCCCGGAGCACGAGCAUCCCGGAGUCCGAGCAUCCCGGUACCCGAGCAUCCCGGAGCCCGAGCAUCCCGGAGCCCGAGCAUCCCGGUACCCGAGGAUGUGGACUCUGCUCCAGGAGCGCACGGAGCCCAUCCUGCGGCGGGGUGGCAGGUCCCCGGCUCCGCUCGCCCUCUCCAUCCUCCUCUUCCUCCUCCUCCUCCUCCUGCUGGGUUUCCUGAUCGGAUGGUUAACAAAGCCCAGCAGUAAUUGUAGCACCGUCAGUCCCCCGGGAAGUAUGAAGAAAUCAUUUCUGGCAGAAAUGAAAGCUGAAAACAUCAAGAAGUUCCUAUACAAUUUUACCCGACUCCCACAUCUGGCAGGGACAGAGCAGAACUUCCUCCUGGCGCAGCAAAUCCAAGCCCAGUGGAAGGAGUUUGGACUGGAUUCAGCUGAGAUCGCGCAUUACGACGUCCUCUUAUCCCACCCUAAUGAGACCGAUCCCAACUACAUCGCAAUCGUCGACGAAGAUGGAAACGAGAUCUUCAACACGUCUUUGUUCGAGCCGCCUCCUGAGGGCUACGAGAACGUCUCUGACGUGGUGCCGCCCUUCAGCGCGUUUUCCCCGCGAGGCGAGCCCGAGGGGGAUUUGGUGUACGUGAACUAUGGCCGGACUCAAGAUUUCUUCAAGCUGGAGCGGGAUUUGGGAAUCAAUUGUACUGGGAAGAUUGUAAUCGCUAGAUAUGGGAAAAUUUUCAGAGGCAAUAAGGUGAAGAAUGCCCAGCUGGCGGGAGCCAUUGGCGUCAUCCUGUACUCGGACCCAGCUGACUACUGUGCCCCUGGCGUCGAGCCCUACCCGAAGGGGUGGAAUCUCCCCGGGGGAGGGGCCCAGCGUGGCAAUGUGCUAAAUCUCAACGGCGCUGGGGAUCCCCUCACACCAGGUUACCCAGCUACUGAAUACGCCUUUAGGUAUGAAUUGGCAGAGGCUGUUGGGCUCCCCCGAAUACCUGUUCAUCCGAUUGGAUACCAUGAUGCCCAGAAACUUCUGGAGAACAUGGGCGGCUCUCCCCCUCCAGAGAAGAGCUGGAAAGGAAGCCUCAACGUAUCCUAUAAUCUUGGCCCUGGUUUCACUGCAAACUACUCUUCCCGGAAGGUCAAGAUGCACAUCCAGACCAACAAUAAAGUGAUGAGAAUCUACAAUGUGAUCGGCACCCUCAGAGGAGCAGUGGAACCAGACAGGUACGUCAUUCUGGGAGGUCAUCGGGACUCGUGGGUGUUCGGAGGCAUUGACCCUCAGAGUGGAGCCGCUGUCGUCCAUGAGAUUGUCAGGAGUCUGGGGAAACUGAAGAAGGAAGGGUGGAGGCCAAGGAGAACAAUGCUAUUUGCGAGCUGGGAUGCAGAAGAAUUUGGACUGUUGGGGUCUACCGAGUGGGCUGAGGAAAAUUCCAGAAUACUUCAGGAGCGUGGAGUGGCCUAUAUCAAUGCAGAUUCAUCUGUGGAAGGAAACUACACUCUGAGAAUUGACUGUACUCCGCUGAUGUACUCACUGGUAUACAACCUGACGAAAGAGCUCCCAAGCCCUGAUGAAGGUUUUGAAGAUAAAUCUCUCUUUGAAAGCUGGUACGAGAAAAAUCCUUCAGAUGAAUUCAUCGGCGUUCCUUGGAUUAACAAGUUAGGAUCUGGCAAUGACUUUGAAGUUUUUUUCCAGCGACUUGGCAUUGCUUCAGGCCGGGCCCGGUACACGAAAAACUGGAAAGUGGACAGGUUCAGUGGCUACCCAGUAUAUCACAGCGUCUAUGAAACCUAUGAGAUGGUGGACAGAUUUUACGACCCCACUUGGAAGAAUCACCUCACGGUGGCCCAGGUUCGAGGAGGGUUGGUCUUCCAAUUGGCAGACUCCAUCAUCCUUCCCUUCGACUGCCGCCACUAUGCAGAAGCUCUAGAAAAAUAUGCACGCAACAUUUAUGAUAUAGCGAAGAAAUACCAAAAGGAACUGGAAAGCUACCAGGUAUCAUUUGACUCCCUUUUUUCUGCAGUGAGAAAUUUUACGGUAACAGCCGCUGACUUUCACGGGAGACUCCAGCAAGUGGACCCAAACCGCCCAGUGUCGGUGAGAAGUGCGAAUGAUCAGUUAAUGUUUUUGGAACGGGCUUUCAUCGAUCCUCUGGGAUUACCCGGCAGGCCCUUCUAUAGACACGUGAUCUUUGCUCCGAGCAGCCACAACAAGUACGCGGGGGAGUCGUUCCCGGGGAUCUUCGACGCCCUCUUUGAUAUCGGGAACCACCCCGACCCGCCCAAGGCCUGGGCCGAAGUCAAGAGGCAGAUCUCCAUCGCGGCCUUCACGGUCCAGGCCGCCGCGGGCACCCUGAAGGAGGUGGCCUGACCCCCGGGAGGAUUUGGGGUUUGUGGGGUUAGAAUAUACCCUCUUUUGUGCUCGCCUUUUAACUCUAUUACCGAGGCCAUUUUAUAAGUCAGGAUGGGGUUGAGAUCAGUUGUAAAAUAAGGUGGUGAUUUAAAAAAAAAGUAAAAUCACAUUGGCAGUCAGAAGGAUGGAAGGGCUAACAGGUAACCUUGGGUCUCAUUUGUUUAGUCCAUUCAGCACUCCUGGUGGGCAGGGAAUGUGUCUGUAUUUCACCCUCCCAAGUGCUCAGUACAGUGCUCUGCACACAGUAAACGCUCAGUAAAUACCAUCGAUUGGUUGAUUUUGGCAGCAUUUCCCUUGAUGCCGAAUUCAGGGAAGCUCUAGUAAUGAACCUAAAGGAACUCAGAAAUCCACUUCUUGUUCCGAAGGAUCUUGGUAAUGGAAGGCUCCCGUCUGUCUGUGAAGACAAACCCUGACAAUGGGCCAAGUCCAUCCUCCUCCUCCCUCCGGGAUCUAUUCUCAUCUCCUUCUGGUCUUUUGAGAGCGGAAGAGAGGAGUCUGUUGGGGUCGAAGCUUGGAAAGCGGAAAGAGCUCGGGAUUUCCAGUCAGGCGACUGGGUUCUGGUCCCAACUCCGCCACAGGCUUGCUGUGUGACUUUAGGCAAAUCCCCUCACCUCUCUGGGCUUCGCUAUCCUCAUCUGGAAAAUGGAGAGGAGCUUAGAUUAUGAGCCUGGUACAGGAUAUGCCUGUGUCUGAUGCGAGUAUCAUAUCUCGCACGGCAGUUGGUACUUGUAAGGGCUUAGUGACGUGUCUACCGAUUCUGUUUUAUCGGACUCUCCCAAACACUUAAUAUCGUGCUCUGCACACAGGAAGCGCUCAAUAAAUAGCAUUCAUUGGCUGACUGAUGUUUCUUAAGAAAAAUAACUAGUAUUAUAAAGGAUCCAGGGACUAAAGAAAAUGAUUUUCCAUAUGGCUUUGCCACCCAGCAGAGCACUGGGCCUUUGAAUGCUUGCUGAGUGGUAGAGGACAGAGAUGCCCAGGGGUGGGGAGUGUUGGGGUCUUCCUGUGCCCUUUGUCUUCAUGAUUUCAGGCUACAGGGCUGGAUCCGGGGCAGGAAGCAAGAAGAUGAGGGGGCGGUCUUGGGAAACUCUGGUGCUUGGGAAUGUGGACUGGAAAGGAGGAGAAUUCACAGAAAUCCAGUACUGGUUCUCCUUGCUUAUUUUAUGAGAAGGGGGACAGGGCUGGUUUUUCAAUAUAAAAGACUUGUGUUUUGGAAUCUGCCUUUUUGAAUGAAAUAUCCAUGGAAGAAAAUGAACUUCUCUAAAUGGAUUGCAGUUCUCUAAAAUGAAGGUUUCCUGUCAGUGUUUUGCCACUAAUAAUAACGGUAAUAAUAAUCAAUAAACUAUCGGUUUGGAUUUCUGGCGUUUUCCUAAGA
Ornithorhynchus anatinus (platypus) is the source of this 4455-nucleotide messenger RNA. RefSeq names its product glutamate carboxypeptidase 2-like. The record is from RefSeq and is a predicted model, not a curated record. The transcript is spliced from 19 exons. Gene Ontology annotation, molecular function: carboxypeptidase activity. NCBI's taxonomy places the organism in Eukaryota, Metazoa, Chordata, Mammalia, Monotremata, Ornithorhynchidae. The coding region runs from base 780 to 3041 and encodes 753 amino acids.